UCUGAUUAAAUCUUUGUUUACAUGUAUAUAUUUUAGGUUGUAAAAAAUAUAAAAUAAUUGAUGAUAAAUAUAAUUUCAUCAUAAUAAAUCCAGUGCAUUUAUAAACAUAUUAACAAAAUGGAUUUAUUUUUACUAUUGUGGAAUUUGCUUAUUUACGGUUCUUUUACAGCUGCGGCAAUACUUCUAAUAGUAACUGCAACACUGCUUGUUAUAACAAAGCCAUACCCAGUAGUUACAAAGUAUGAAGAAGAGGAAACUUAUAUGGAUAAGGCAAAAGACAGAAGAUUAAAAUUUCCAGAUAUUAGUGAAAACUACAGUGUGAAUCUCACUGUUGUUGUGCCUGCAUACAAUGAGGAGGAGAGAUUGCCACCAAUGCUUGAUGAAACGGUGGAGUUUCUUGAACAGAGAUUAAAAGAACAUCCCUCAUACAAGUAUGAGAUCAUAGUGGUAAGUGAUGGCAGCAGAGAUAAAACAGUGACAGUAGCAGAAUCAUAUGUACAAAAACUGGGAACUGAUAAGCUUAGAUGUCUAGAGCUUAUAAAAAAUAGAGGGAAAGGAGGUGCUGUAAGACUGGGCGUACAAAGUUCCCGUGGAGCAUUAAUUUUAUUUGCUGAUGCAGAUGGUGCUUCAAAGUUCGAGGAUUUAACAAAACUGGAAGCUGCUGUGAAGAGUUUAGCUAAGUAUGACCCAAUUACACAACCAACUGAAGUUAGUAAUUGUGAUCUCUUAGUUAUAGGCUCCAGAGCACAUUUGGAAGAGGAAUCACUAGCUAAGAGAAGUAUUUUCAGAAAUAUUUUGAUGUAUGGCUUUCAUUUUCUGGUGUGGCUAUUUACUGUAAAAGGUAUCAAAGAUACACAAUGUGGGUUUAAACUGUUCACUAGAACGUCUGCAAGGACUUGCUUCCAAAGCCUACAUGUUAAUAGAUGGGCUUUUGACGUAGAGCUGUUGUACAUAGCACAAAAGUUGAACAUUCCAAUCGCGGAGAUUCCGGUGCGAUGGACAGAAAUCGACGGGUCGAAAGUGACUCCGGUUCUGUCGUGGAUACAAAUGGGCAUUGAUUUAGGCCUUAUAUGGUUAAAAUACACAAUUGGUGCGUGGAAGAUAAAGAGUGAUAAACAUAGAGAGUGAUGCGCUGGUAUAAACCAGUACAAUUAGUCAUGCAUCAUAAAAUUAAACUAUUUAUAAUGUUAUAACUUGCUUGAUAUAAGUACACAUUAGGUAUAAGUUAUAUCCAUCAUAGCAUUUUUAUUCAAUAAAGAGAUAUAAUUAGAAAUUAAGAUGAUUACUGUUUUUUUUUAUUAAUACGAUAUGAUUCUUCAAUGUAGACUAUACAAUGUCGCCGAGUGUAUUCCACCACGCCUCUAUUCCACCUAUUACUGCUGCUACACAUUUGGCCUUAUCAGCUGUGUUUCAGCUUGAAGAGUGAUAUACCAAGGAAAUUACAAAGUACAGAGUCAUUAGAACUAUUUAAUCCUCAGAAUGCCAAUGCAGUAGAGGUACCAUAGGCACCAGAUGAUCACAUGUUCUUGUCUAUGGCUGCCACUUUUCAUUAGGUGGCCCAUCACUUUCCUACCUAUUCUAUUCGUUUAUUAUAUUCGUAUUAAUUAUAAUAUAUAUAUAUAUUAUAAGUAAAAUUUUAAACUUCUCCGACGAAUAUAGAUAAAAUAUACCAAUUUAACCAGAAUGAUACCUUCCACAAAGUCACCCGAAUGGGUGUUUCUUACACACUGAACCAUAUACCACUUGUGUUCCGAU
Messenger RNA from Achroia grisella, 1755 nucleotides. It is a transcript of the gene wol, whose product is annotated as dolichyl-phosphate beta-glucosyltransferase. Gene Ontology annotation, cellular component: endoplasmic reticulum membrane. NCBI's taxonomy places the organism in Eukaryota, Metazoa, Arthropoda, Insecta, Lepidoptera, Pyralidae. The record is from RefSeq and is a predicted model, not a curated record. Bases 118 to 1128 code for a protein of 336 amino acids. The transcript has 6 exons.